AUGUCAAAAGCUCAUCUCUACUACUACCACCACUACUACAUAUCAACAUUACUUCUACUGUUAUCAACAUUCACAGUGGCCGAAACCUUUAAAGGAGGAGGCAUAUUUAAACUGCCAGAACUUAUCGUAUCCACCAACUCUACUUAUCUUCUACGGUCUACUAUAACAGAAUUGAACUGCCAGUUGCACGAUCCUAAUGGGGAAUGGAAAAGAGCAUCAUUGGAUAACAUAUACUGGAUGAAAGAUGGCACUCCUAUUAAAGAACUGGUAGAUGAACAUCCGGAACUCAGUGAAAGCGACGGAGUGUAAGUACUAUAAUAUUAUUAGUAACAAUCCAGCAGAACCUGAAUCUUUUAUAUAUUGUUAUAUACUUUGCAAAACCCCAUAUUUCUAGUCUAAAGAUCAUAAAAGCGACCCACUUUACUGAAGGAGAAUAUCAAUGCUCAUCUAUAGUGAGAAAUAUAAAGUUGGCGUAUGAGACUAUAGUCAACAGCAGGUUAGUAUCAGCCCCAUUGAAGCUACGUCGUGCCAGAAUCACAAAGUUUGAGCGUUAUUCAGCCGAGAAAAUCAGAGUAAAAGCUGGAGAAGUGGCUAGACUACCAUGUUUUGGGCUUCCUGACGUUGUACCAGGUAUGAAAUAUCUUAUACAACAUUUUUGGCUAAAAAUGUAUUUCAAAAGUAGAAAACAAAGUGCCAACAAAGAUAAUUCUUCAAUUGCCAGUUUUAAUCUUUCAACUUCAGGCCCUCCAGAAAUCUGGUUCGAAAAGCAAGGUAACGAAGGUGUUCAACUUGGUCGAACAGGCAAUCAACGUUUCAUUUCAACUCCAACCGGCUUACAAAUCGCCCUAACCCAACCAGUCGAUGCUGGAAAGUACUACUGUAUGAUCCGCAACCCCUACAUGAAUCUGACGAGAGCUGCACCAAAGCCAAUAGAACUGUUAGUAGAGCCAGGACCUCGUUUUAGACGACCAGACCAAGCCAAAAAGCCAGUUAUUGUCUAUCCAAAACAGAAUAACAGCUCAACUCCAAUAGAAUAUCAUGUUGUGGCUGGUCAGACGGCUAUAUUGGAGUGUGUCAUAUCUGAUGCUGUGAUUCGAUGGAACAAACCUGACUUCUCGAUGUCAGAUGUGUCGAUUGACGAUGACAGAGCUAGGGUUCGACAGAUUUGGGGAAAUUUGAGGAUUAAGGUAAGGGUUUUUUAUUUUUGGUUUAGUAUAUCACUAAAAAUUAAUUUGCAACAAAAUUUUUAAAAAUAUUUUUUUAUUACCUAAAUUAUUUUUAAAAUUUAAAAAUCGUUUUAUUACUUAAAAUGUAGGUACUAAUUUAUUAAAAAAGCUGAAAAAAUUUUAAAAAUUUUCAGCACGUCACAGUAGACGACUCCGAUGACUACGUAUGUCACGGUCUCAAAGCUCAUGAUGACAAUGAACUUCGUCGUACAGACCACCCUACUAUAACCUAUCGUCUAAUAGUCCAUGCCCCAACUAAUGUCCGCCUAAUGCUAGCUCAACAAGUUCAUGACAAAUCGUGGCAGCUCUCAUGUUACGCCCACAACUUAUGGUACGAAAUUCCAAUGGUAUACGUGAAUGGACUAGCCUUGAUUGAUGCUAUGGAAGAGAUGGGAGUUGCACCUCAAACCAACUUCUACACCAACCCAAUCAAUGUUACCCUAAAGUCUCAUCACCCUUUAUCUGGCAGUGUACAAUGUAUAUCUAGGCCAGCUAUGGAGGAAGCCGAGAUCUAUGGACCUGGACUGGAACGAGGUAGAUCAAUGAACUUGUACGUUGAUAAGCGACUGAACGUGAAGCCAAAUCUCAUCGUACAAGGUCCAGCAAACGCUACACGAUCCAUGGGUACUCGAGUCCAACUAAUAUGUAUACCACUAGGCGUCAAUGACCUUCAGGUACGAUGGCUAAAGGAUGGUAAUGUGCUCGACAUUGCUGGAAACAGAAGGCUCAGGAUAGUUGGCACGGCUUCUUUGGAGAUUGUUGGUGUAGCCGAAACUGAUGCUGGAAUCUACACGUGUGAAGUGAAUGAUUCUACUGGAGCUCAUCAAAGUCGCCAGAGUGCACGGCUAUCUGUAGCUGCUCAAGGUACCGUACCCAAGCCGAUUCCUGCUCCAGAAAACUCGAAAGAAGAUACGACGGACUUUGUUUCGUUCGAAGUGGCAAAACCAGUGAUAUUCAUGGACGCUGAUCACAAUGCUAGAGUUCAGUGGUCGGUUAAGGUAAGAUUACGUUAGAGAUGGUACAUAAUUCAUUUUAAUAGUUGCUUAUCUUAGUUAUUUAGUACUUUUAGUACCUUUUUAAACUUAAAGUCCUAGUCUAUGUCAAGUAAUGCUAAAUUUCAACUUUCAGGCCUCCCACGAAAAGCACGCCUAUCUCCGUGAAUUUGUAGUGGAAAUCAGACAAAAAGAUCCAAUAAUCGAGAAUUCCUCGACUUUAUGGACAGAAGCUGACCGUGUUCCAGCUCAUGUUCGAGCUACAACUUUGAAGAAGCUCAAUUCCACCAGAAAGUUCCAAUUCAGAGUCAGCGCUCACUUUACCGGAGGAUUCAAUCACAUAUCUUCACCACCAACCGAAUGGAUGGGCUUUGUCGAGCCCAAAAUGGUCAUUCCCUUAUCACCCAGAAUCGCUAGAGUACAGACCGUAUCUCAUGAGUCGAUCCUAGUAUCGUGGGAACAUGUAACUGGGACCAAGUUCAAUAUCCCGGACAAAUUCAUCGUCAACUACAUGGACACUUCCAGUGGUGAGGUCGAGGAAGUUAGAAUCCGAAACAUGACCAAUGAAGUGCUAUUAGAUGAGCUUCUACCUGGUGCUGAGUACCGCAUCACGGUAUUCGCUGAAAACAGUGCUGGUCGGUCAUUGUCAAGUCGACCACGGAUCGCCCGAACUUAUGUUUUGGUCGAAGAACCCACUGCCUGGCGGAUUCUGGGUCUUCACGGUGGAACAUUCCUUUUGAUCGUGUCAUUUCUUAUCAUGCUCAUACCAGUGAUAUGUGCUAUCGUGUUUGCCAUCUGUAGAAAAUGGCAGACAAAUCGACAGAAACCAAGGCUACGUUCCCGACCGAAGAACCGAGCCAUGUCUCCAAAGGCCGACUUCUUCAGUAGAAAGUCACAAGUCUAUCAAGAACCAUUGUUUAUGAACAAUGAUCCUUUGAGUGAACUGUCACCUAUUAACUAUACGGUACAACAAGAUGAAGAAGAUCACUAUGAAGAUCACGAUCUUUAUGCUAACAAACCGUUCGCUGACAUUAGAGGUGGCACGAUGAGGGCUAAUAGGAUACAUGCUAGUGAAUUCUCAUUAAACAGUCCUUCUAGGCAGACUUUUAGGACUCCAAAGCCUAGACAUAGUAAGUUUGAUAUGGCUUGUAGUAUUUUGCUACUAAAUCUUCAAAAAUUAAAAUUUCUUUACCUUUUUCACUAAACUUUUUAAAAAAAUUAAAAUUUCAGAUAUGAACGGCCUAACUGGAGCCACGAGCCUAGCUGGAAUCUUCGCCAAUGCAGCAAUUUACCAAAACCAAAAUAAUCCCAGGCAUGUUCACAUUAUUCAAAACUCGCCUUCAAAGAGUAAUCUGAGCCAUCUCAAAGGACUGCCGACUGCCAGGAGCACAUUAAGUGUCUUUACUGGGAUUGAUGGAAAACCACAGGUAUGUAAACGGAAUUCACAAAGUUUAUGGCAAAAUAAUUUUACAUUUCGACAUAUAACUUUAGUAUUAUAUAAUAGUAAACAACAAACGCAAAAUCAUUUUCUAGUAUAGUACCACAUUUUUCAGUUCACCACAUUAACAUAACAUAACCUACUUUCAGAUCCAACGGGUCCAACACCCCCUAAUGUCCACCUCCCAACACAACUUCCAUUCCUUUGAACCCGUACGUCAAGAUCAUCAUGAACACGCCAAUCACUAUUCAAAUUCCUCCAACAAAUCAUCUCCCAAUGGUUCGGCUGGCUCCCCGACCACUCAAAUGACCAGCUCGACCCUAUUAGGACCUGACGGAAUUUCUCCGCCACCGAACAAAUCCCCACCCCUUCGACAGCUAAGAUCAGCCCAAUCCCAAAUGGAACUGUCCAGUUUUAGGCAUCAACCUUUGAAGACGUUUGGAGGUAUCAGUUUCGAAGAGGAGGGUUUGAUGGAUUUGCCACCAGCUCCUCCCAAUAUCAGGAAUUACCACCACAACGAGUCGGCCUUAACACGAUCACAUUUUGAUGGCUUCAACUAA
Bursaphelenchus okinawaensis is the source of this 4216-nucleotide messenger RNA. The record is from the annotation of a GenBank genome assembly. Lineage: Eukaryota; Metazoa; Nematoda; Chromadorea; Rhabditida; Aphelenchoididae.